Messenger RNA from Gilbertella persicaria, 399 nucleotides. RefSeq names its product peptidyl-tRNA hydrolase. The transcript has 2 exons. NCBI's taxonomy places the organism in Eukaryota, Fungi, Mucoromycota, Mucoromycetes, Mucorales, Choanephoraceae. The record is from RefSeq and is a predicted model, not a curated record. The annotation marks the transcript as partial. Gene Ontology annotation, molecular function: peptidyl-tRNA hydrolase activity.
UUGGUUGGCUUAGGAAACGUACCAUUACCAAAUACUCGACAUAAUGUAGGCAUGAUGGUGCUCGAUGCCAUUGCCAAGUCGCUUAAUCUAACAUGGUCACAAAACCGUAGUUGGAAAUCAGACAUGGCUGAAACAAACAUACAAGUUCAAUCCAAAAACGAGUUUCAUGAAUACAAACUCACGCUCUUAAAGCCAAGAAAGUUGAUGAACAUUAGUGGAUCAUGUAUUGCUCAAGCAGGCAAGUGGAUCUAUCUUUCACUUCCCUUAAACGUCUAUGUCUUUCAUGACGAUAUGCAGCGUGGGUUAGGUAAAGUCAGUCUGAAAGCAAGUGGAUCAGCCAAUGGACACAAUGGCAUCAAAUCCGUCAUUGAUCAUCUCAGGACACAAGACUUUAACCGU